Bradysia coprophila is the source of this 4134-nucleotide messenger RNA. Its product is annotated as zinc transporter foi-like. Gene Ontology annotation, biological process: zinc ion import across plasma membrane; intracellular monoatomic cation homeostasis. NCBI's taxonomy places the organism in Eukaryota, Metazoa, Arthropoda, Insecta, Diptera, Sciaridae. The record is from RefSeq and is a predicted model, not a curated record. Gene Ontology annotation, cellular component: plasma membrane. Gene Ontology annotation, molecular function: monoatomic cation:bicarbonate symporter activity; zinc ion transmembrane transporter activity.
AUACAUAGUUCGUUGUUCAAACAGAGGAGUCGAUUGUCUCUCGUCGCGAGUUCGAAUUUUGACAUGAUGAUGGCUAUCAGUAAUUCUAUUUUCAAUAAAUUAAAUUAAAUUUGAUGGUUUGAGUGGGUUUAUUUAAUAAAACACAUUGCUGAAGUGAUAAGUCGAUUGAAUUGUACAUUGAAUCAAAACAAUAUCGAUUCUCGAAGCACAAGGUGGCAGUAACCACCGAAAAUAUUAAUAGGAUUUCGUGGAGGAGUGCAACAAACCGAUUCUAUCGAUAUGGCUCGUCAUCUAAUGGCUGUAUGCGUUGUGUGUCUGCUUUGUGCUGAGCACUUGCCAUGCACGCAUGUUGAUGACAACGUAAUGAAUGCUAAAAAGUUACUGGAAAAUGACGACAGUCGUUUAGUCAAUCAGAAUUACAUGGACAUAAGUUACUUAACCGAUAAAAGUUCAUACAAUGCUGUGUUAGAAGAAACUGUACCAAAUAAACGUAAAGGCCGAACGAAAAAUGACGUCGAACAAAGUCUUAGUGAUACUGAACCAGUGCUAGAGAAACUGAAUUACCGUGAUAAACGACACGCUGUCCAUACGCAUAAAGACGAUGAGGCGGAUGUUCGCAAAAUAACCCAAAUGUAUGUUCGGAAAACAUUCGAGCGGUUUGAUGAUGAGGAUAGAAUGACUGUGAUCGGGUUCGAAAAACUGUGGAAUACACUUACAGGAACUGAAUUUUCGAAAGCGUCGAAAAAUGAAGAUUUUAAUGAUACUUGUAUUUCGAGUAUAGAUUUGGUCACAAGAAUUUCUUCCGAACAUCAUCAAGACAUCAAGUCAACGAAACUAAUAUUUAAUGGAGAUUCAUCACAGAAUUCAACGUUAAAUCACACAGAUUCAAUUCAGUCAAUUAAAGAGAAUUUAUAUUUCAAUUACGAAGACUAUCUGGCCAUUUGUCCGCUAAUAGUUUAUUAUGCUACAGCACCGACAGAAUCGGAACGGUCUGGGUGUAUAGCUAGCAGUUUAGUGCCCGUAGAUUUGCAUAUUCAUGGAGAGCAUCAAGAUCAUAUUGGUGCUGAGGAUCGCACUUUGGUGUGGAUCUAUGCAACGCUUUCAAUUCUGGGUACAAGUUUAUGUGGGCUUCUUGGUGUAGCUGUCAUACCUUUUAUGGACAAAGAAUACUACAAUUCAAUUCUACAAUUUUUGGUCGCACUGGCUGUCGGUACACUGGCCGGUGAUGCUCUCCUUCAUCUUCUUCCACACGCCAUGAUGACAUUUGCCAAAGAUGCUGAUCCGCACAUUACCAUGACUCUGAAAGGAUUGGUAGCCAGCCUGGGAGUAUUGUUUUUCUUCUUGUUUGAGCGACUGCUCACAAUGAUCGCUGAAUGGCGUAAAGCAAUCGAGAAAAAGGAGAAACCAUCGUCACGAGUUCGCGUUAUGCGUGACCCCGAAUUGACGGCGAAACAAAAAUCGAACUCAUCCGGUAAGGAGUGUAAACACAAGUAUAGUUCCUAUCCAUAUUGCUAUGACGAGAUAGCAAAAGACACGAAAGACGAUCAUCAUCACCAUAAAAACGGUCAGUCACCGAUAGCAAGUGAUAAUCAAAAUCACAACAGUAAAGCACAUCAGCAUGAACACAAUGACUACUUGGAUGCGGCUCAAAACUUACUGGCACAAAACAAUUAUUCCAUAGCUGAUGGUUAUGUUGCCUUGAGAGCGGCGAAAGAAGACGGACAUCACGUUGAAGGUGGUUCAGCACUAGUUGAAAAUGGUUCAAAUGAGUCUAAAGACAAGCCGACAAUCAAAGAGGAGAGCUACACAAUAAUUUUGCGAGAACACGAGUCCAAACAUCAUGGCCAUUCGCAUGCACACGGUCACGUUCAUUCACCGCCGAGAUCUAUGUCUGCUGUUGCUUGGAUGGUUAUCAUGGGUGACGGUUUGCAUAAUUUUACUGACGGAAUGGCUAUUGGUGCUGCUUUUUCGAAUAACAUUGCCGGUGGAUUUUCUACAGCGAUUGCUGUUUUCUGUCACGAAUUACCACAUGAAUUGGGAGACUUUGCGGUUUUACUGAAAGCUGGAAUGUCCGCUCGUCAGGCGGUUUACUACAACGUUUUGUCAUCCGUUCUAAGUUUCUUCGGCACUAUUCUUGGUAUUUUAAUCGGUGAUACACCGGAAGCUUCUUCUUGGAUUUUCGCUUGUGCAGCUGGAACGUUUAUUUAUAUUGCAUUGGUCGAUAUGAUGCCCGAAUUGACUACAUCGCACAAAGAAGGAUUCGCAUUUUCCCGAUUGUUACUUCAGAUGCUAGGGAUUUCAUUAGGCAUUGGAAUCAUGCUAAUAAUAGCAAUAUACGAACAUGAUCUCAAAUCGUUAUUUUCACCCAACUCACAUGCUCAUCAUAAUUAGCAAGUCAUCAGACAGUAUAUGAUAUCGUAACGAAAAAUUGAUGAGUUUUGCAUUCAUUUUCAAUUUUCUUAAUUUAAAUUUUCUUUUCUUUUUUUUUAUAUGGAACAAUAAUACGAAAAAGCCAAUUGGUCCUACAGUACUAACAGAAGUUAUUUCGCUUUUUAAUCGUAUUUUAGAUAGUAAGGAUAUUUUGCGUGAAAAAAUAAUAUGAAGAUGAUGAUUACAAUAUUGAUAAACUGUUUGCCUUUUCUAAACAACAUUGACCUGGUCGCACGUCAUUCGAUGAGUGACAUUCAUUCUAAUUGAUUCGUCCCCAGGAAUUGGCUCCUUUGUCUUCUUAUAUCGCGAUUGACGACCAGUUUUUGUGUUCUCUUCGGAGUUAUAUGGUUCGACGUGUUAUGAGUUUGGCAAUAAGACAUUCGCAUUUACUAAUCGAAGUUUCGAAACUUUCCGUUUGUUUUUAUUGGUUCAUGAGAUAAAAUCAAAAUCCGGAAUUUGUGAAAUUACGAUGAUUCUUUUAACAUUUCAUUGGCCAAAAUGUUUCAUAGGUGCUCGUGCUGUAAAAAGGUGUGGAAUGCCUGUACGGCAUUGCGUUCCUAAGCUUCCUGAAAAAAUGUUAGCCUAUUCAUAUCACAUUGAGCUACUGCCAAUUCAUAUUUUUAUGAGUCAUAACUGGCCAUGGCCUAUUUUUGGGAAGUUGAUUUCUAAAAAUUUGGCAAAAUUCACUAAAAGAUUUGUCAGAAUUUACAAGAAUUAGCUAUGACGAAAUCUAGAAAAUUUAGCUAAAUCCCGUUAAAGCUAGCAUAUUCCUGGAAAUUUUAGUAAAUUAUGAAAAUCAAUUGCCAUAGCACUGCUUCUAGCAAAGAACGAACUCUCAUUAUUCCAGCGUCAAGAAGCCUCCAAAUUUUCGACUUUCAUGUACGAUUGCAUGUGCUUAACCCUUAAAUAGGCUUGACCUUGUCACCUUUUGUAAACGGCAAGCUAAUCGAUAUCAUCUGUUACUUCUUUUGUUUGAAGUAUGGCCUACUAAUUCUUUUACUUCGUUUGUUUUAGCAUUAUAUCAUUAGCUACAGGCCGUAAUUUCUUAUCAUCGCCGUUAAUGAUAACAGAUAAUGUGGAGAAAACCGAAGACCGAAAUUCUAGCAUUUUUCACUCGUCCAGAUGAGCCACAUUUUGUUUGUCAACGUUAGAGCAUUUUACUGCGUCCACUUUACUCUUAAGAGGGAUCGAUGCUUUGCUGAAAAGCAUACAUUAUGGCGUUUGUUAAAUACUGGAUUUCAGUUUGCUUUUGAUGAUAUCUUUCCACCAGAAUCCCUUUUCAAAAAUGUAGGACCGUAAUAUUGACCACGAACGCUUUUAACAAAAAAUAGAUUUGGUUGUAGCAGUUUGACUAGCUCUGAGAUUCUGAUGAAAAAAUAUCAUCAAAAAUGAAAUACGAGCCACACAAAUGUACGCUACAAAUUUAGCUGAGCAUCGAUGCCUCUUAGGUGUUUUUUUGUUCCAUUUCAAUCUUCAAUAAUUUUAAUUGAAAUAAUAAACGAAAAGUGAAAUCAUUCGAGUCAUAAGAGUAGAACGACUGCUAAGCAUAUUUUUCACCAUUGCCAACUAUACGAAAUUCCGAUCAGUGACUUCUGAUUCGAUUGUCCCUCUUUUCAUGGAUUUUAUUAUAAUUUCAAUCGAAAUGACUUCAGUUAUUCAUGUCUGUGAUGUGCUGAUUUAAUAGAAACAAAACUUUUUGUAAUA